Molecule: messenger RNA, 4507 nt
Organism: Eublepharis macularius
Lineage: Eukaryota; Metazoa; Chordata; Lepidosauria; Squamata; Eublepharidae
Gene: PPFIBP2
Product: PPFIA binding protein 2
Exons: 28
Coding region: 283-3138 (951 amino acids)
Biological process (GO): neuromuscular junction development
Cellular component (GO): presynaptic active zone
Molecular function (GO): protein binding
Source: RefSeq, a predicted model, not a curated record
AUCACGUGGGAGGCAUCGCUGCCUGCCGGUCCCGUCUCCAGAGCCAAUGGCUGCCGCGCCGUCGGCGAGGGGCGCAGGAGCGACCGGCGGAGUAUGAGAGGCGCCGACCGGCUCUGGCGGUGUGGAGUUCUUACGCCAGGUGCCGAGGAGGCUCCGCGCUUUCUUCCCCCCUCUCUCUCUUCUUGCGCGGGAAAAAGGGGGGAGUUCCCCUCGGAGCGCAGCGGCGCGGGACAUCAUCGCCGCUCAGAGCAAGAAAACCAGGUCUGAGCAAAUCAGAAAACGAUGGCUUCUGAUGCUAGCCAUAUGCUUGAAGCCGCUCUGGAACAAAUGGAUGAUAUCAUUGCAGGUACCAAGGUAGCUGCAGAGUACACAAAUGGUGUCUAUGAUAUUGUGUCACCUGCUCAGUCUGUGUACUUUGGCUCACUCCAAAUUCUGCACCUGUUAGAAGACUUGAAGAUGGCGCUAGAGAUGCUCAAGGAUCCUCAAGAGAGAGAAGCUUUGAGGAACCAGAUUCCAGGGACUACUUUAACAUGUAUACGUGCCUGGCUAGAGGAAAAUCUGUCUCAGGUGAAUCACCCUACUUCUGUCACUAAUGAAACCUAUCAAGAACGUUUGUCAAGAUUAGAAGGUGACAAAGAAUCUCUCAUAUUACAGGUGAGUGUUCUCACAGACCAGGUGGAAGCCCAGGGAGAAAAAAUCCGAGACCUUGAAGUUUGUCUCGAAGGACACCAGUUGAAGCUUAAUGCUACAGAGGAAAUGCUUCAACAGGAGCUGCUGAGUCGAACGUUGCUGGAAACUCAGAAACUGGACUUAAUGACAGAAGUUUCAGAUCUGAAGAUUAAGCUGGUUGGGAUGGAAAAGGAACAGAGCGAAUAUGAAGAGAAGCAGAGCAAAGCUGAGAGUUUAUUACAGGAAUUGAAACACCUAAAAAUUAAAGUUGAAGAGCUGGAAAAUGAAAGGAAUCAGUAUGAAUGGAAACUGAAAGCAACUAAAGCUGAAAUAGCACAGCUGCAGGAACAGCUAGCUCUGAAAGACUCAGAAAUUGAACGAUUACAAAGUCAGAUCUCAAGGACAUCAGUAAAUAAUGAAAUUGCAGAAAGAGAGGAAGUGUAUAGGCGAAGGCUAAAAGAAAAACAUCAAGAGGUACAACGUUUGAAAAUGGGGAUGGAAUCACUGUUAGCUGCAAAUGAAGAAAAGGACCGACGAAUAGAAGAGUUAACCGUUUUGUUAAGCCAGUACCGACGAGUGAAAGAGAUAAUGAUAGCAGUCCAAGGUACAUCAGAAAGAGUUUUGACUGGUUGCAAUGAAGAUGAUCUUGAGGCUACUUUAAGAAAAUGGAACCCCAUGAAUAAGACCCCAAUAGAACUAUAUAAACCUGAGGUACCUCAAGGGGAAUUGACCCAACCAAUGUUGCCUCCUCCAUCUCAAAAAAUACUGGAAAUCAGAGAAAGCUCUCCAGUUCCUUCAAAUAGCCUAUUUUCUACAAAUGGGGAAAGCCUGGAACUCCGAAACAGGGUCUUUCAGAAAAAAAUAUCAAGUAGUCUAGAAGACUUGCAAAGUGACUCUCUGGAAAAGCAUGUAGAUGAGAAGCCUGUAGAACAUGAUAUAGAACAAGAGGAAAACAAAUCACAUGUGAAAAGCAGCAAGUACCAGACCUUGCCAGGAAAGCUUCUUCGUACUGCACACAAUGUUAACAACAUGCCUGCUUCCCCAGAUGCAUGUCAUGUGAAUGGCAAUGAGGACAACAGCAUACAGAGCCUAAGGGAUUCUGAGAAUAUGGAUGGUACAAUGACUUCAGAUGAUCUUUCACCCUUGUCAUCUGGAACAGAAUCAGGUGCACAGUCUCCAUUAUCUCCAGAAAGUAAAAGAAGCCCAAAAGGAAUAAAGAAAAUAUGGGGAAAAAUACGCAGGACUCAGUCUGGCAAUUUUCCAGGAGAUGAUCUGGGCUUGGUUGAGUUUCGGAGAGGUGGCCUCCGUGCAACAGCUGGACCUAGAUUGUCUCGAUCAAAGGAAACCAAGGGACAAAAGAAUGAUCAUAAUGCCCCCUUUGCCCAAUGGAGCAAUGAACGAGUUUGUAACUGGCUUGAGGACUUUGGUCUUGGUCAGUAUGUAAUUUUUGCACGGCAAUGGAUAACUUCCGGCCACACACUUUUAACAGCAACACCACAGGAUAUGGAAAAGGAACUUGGCAUAAAGCAUCCUCUACAUAGGAAGAAAUUGGUUUUGGCUGUUAAAGCUAUAAAUACAAAACAAGAUGAUAAGUCUGCACAGCUAGAUCAUCUUUGGGUGACACGGUGGCUUGAUGACAUAGGUCUACCUCAGUACAAAGACCAGUUUCAUGAAUCAAGAGUAGAUGGCAGAAUGCUCCAAUAUCUAACAGUGAAUGACCUUCUGUUCCUCAAGGUCACAAGCCAGCUGCAUCAUCUCAGUAUAAAGUGUGCCAUUCAUGUGCUGCAUGUAAAUAAUUUCAACCCCCACUGUCUACGGAGGAGGCCAGCAGAUGAGAAUAACAUUUCACCAUCUGAAGUAGUUCAGUGGUCCAAUCACAGAGUGAUGGAGUGGCUCAGAUCAGUAGAUCUGGCAGAAUACGCACCUAACCUUCGGGGAAGUGGAGUUCAUGGUGGCCUCAUUAUCCUUGAACCUCGUUUCAAUGGUGACACUCUGGCAAUGCUUCUCAACAUUCCACCUCAAAAGACGCUGCUAAGACGCCAUCUAACCACGAACUUCAACGUGCUAAUUGGACCAGAGGCACAGCAAGAAAAACAGGAAAUAAUGGAAUCUACCGCUUACUCGCCUCUGACCACCACUGCUAAAGUUCGGCCAAAGAAACUUGGAUUUUCACAUUUUGGAAACUUAAGAAAAAAGAAAUUCGAUGAAUCUACCGAUUACAUUUGUCCUAUGGAUGCAAGUCCGAAUACAACCAAUGGUACUCAGAAGAACUAUGGUUCAUACAAAGUACAUAAUGUGCUCCCUGACAAAGAAUUAGAUAAACUGGAUCAGAUGGAACAUUCUGAAGGGACAGUAAUGAAAAUAGGGGAACUUUCUCAAGGAAUAAACAACCUCACGACUAUGUUAAGCCAAGAUCAGAUGCUGAAUGAUGAUAGAUUUUUAACGCCAACUUCUGAUGAGUGGAGAUGAAGAUUCCAUGUGACCAAUACCCUUUAAUACCUUGAUCAAUUUUUAGAGAAAUAACUGGUGAAGGCUGGGUGCUAUAUUUACAAACUUGCCACUGAAACAAAGACUUAAAUACUUUUUUUCAAGUGACAUGUAAGGAUUAAAACAAACACCUCACAGUCUAGGUACUUCAACACCUACUUUCAAAGAAUCUAUGCAAUACUUAUAGAAAUGAGGUGGGUGGAAUUAGGAGAUGUGUAUAAAUCACAACAAGCCAUUUUAGUGGUCAGUGAUCCAUUUUCUAUAUUUUGUACUUCUGAAGACUUGGCUACAGUAGACUGCUUACUUUUCUAAGAUGCUUCUUCAUGAGUGAAGGUUUUUUUCCAAUGUAGCAUAAGGAUUAUGGUGUUAAAGAAGCUAUCUCCUAGAAUUAAUUAUUUACCACCAAUGGUAAAGCUGCAGUUAGUAACUAGAAACUCCCAACUGGAGAAGUAGUCAUUCCCAGCCUGUAAAGUGUGUCUACUGUCCUUGCAUUUUGUGCAACGGUUAUGAUCUACAAUAAGAAUGCCUCUAUUUAUGGAAGAAGAUUAAAUACAGUGGAAGACUCGGUGAGCUGGAAGACACACGUUUCAUAAGGACUUCAAGUGCUGCAGCCUUACUCAAGAGAAAGGUCAAUAGUUAAGCCAUGCACCUGACACCAUUCUUUAGAAUCACAUUAACAGUUAGAACAAUAGAAUCACAAUAGAAUAACAAUAGAAUCACAUUCUUUAGAAUCACAUUAACAGUUCCUUUAUACUGAAGCGAUAACGGGAUGCCAGCAUCAUGGUUUAGUUUCGUGUUACAACUCAGGUUUCCUAAGGCAGAAAUAUCCCACUCUAAAAGACAUUCCAGACAUGUUCUAUUAUUUUAAUAAAAAUGCCAUUCUGGUGUUCCUGUAUUGAAUUCAAAUUGUGAGAAUGGCAAAGUCCAGUCUGCCAACCCAUCUGUCAGAAUAAACGUAUCUUGGGAAGCUUGUACUAGAGAUAUACUCUAGCAGCUUUUGGACCCUUCUAACACAUCUAUGUUGUAAUACCAUUCAGGAUCUAGCACACUAUCUUUAAAAGCAUGUUAAAUGUUACUAUGUAUAAUUUUUAUGGAGACCAUAAGCAUGCAAUGUUCCAUCAUAGAUGUCCUGUGAGAGAGACAGUCCUGUGAGAAUGUUGCCAUUUAGCAAGAAAGCAAAAUAACCUAACAGAGCACUUCAAGCACAACAAUCAGUGGUAGUCCUCAAAGCUUCUGUGAGGAAUUGUGUUUUUUCUGCAUUGGUACAAAUAUUUUGAAUCUGAAUAGGUUAUAACAGCUAAGAUUUGCAUGGAAAAACAUGGCUCAAAUACAUGUAUAUUAAUCUCCUGGC